AUGCUCGCUCCAAGCUCGCUUGUCUCCACAUUCCUGGUCGCGCUAUCGCUAUCCCCGCAAUGGUCGAGCGCCAACCCCAUUCUAACCGCCGAUGACGUCGUCGUUGAAGAGUACCACAACGUCACUCUCGUCGAGCGCGCCUGCCAGUACCCAUGCGGCUGGUCGGGCCAGCUCUGCUGCGAGAGCAGCGGCGCGUGCUACACCGACUCGUCCAACCAGGCUCAGUGCAGCGCGACGGCUGGCAGCGGAGGCUACUGGCAGUACUACACGAGCACCUGGGUCGAGACCGACAAGGUGACCAGAACUGAGGUUCACAGUAGCUACGUCGGCGGCGCGACUGUAUCAGCACAAGCGACCGGAACCGCCAUCUCGUGCAACACGGUCAACGGCGAGACUGCUUGCGGCAGCAUUUGCUGUACCUCGAAGCAGUACUGUCAACUCGACGGGCAAUGCGCCGCAAUCGGCGUGUCCGAAUCACCUGGAGCAUCCCCAACGGCUACCGCCGCCGCAACCACAACUGUCCCAUUCGAGACGCCUGUUGCUACUGGCGCCACCGCGCCCGUGACUGCCGGUGAGAGCAGCGGCGGCGGUCUCAGCGGAGGUGCCAUUGCCGGCAUCGUCAUCGGCACUUUGGCCGGUAUUCUGCUGCUUGCGCUUCUCUGCCUCUUCUGCUGCGCGAAAGCCGCUUUUGACGGCAUCCUCGCGAUCUUCGGCUUCGGCAAGAAGAAGCGUCGUACCGAGUACGUCGAGGAGUACCACCGUCACAGCCACGGCAGUGGAAGCCGUCACUCUGGCUGGUACGGCGCCGGCGACCGCCCCUCCAGACCUCCGCCGCCGAAGAAGAGUGGAUUGGGCAUGGGUGGCCUUCUCGCCGGCCUCGCAGGCGCAGGAGCUCUUUUUGGUCUCAGCAAGAAGAGGCACGAGUCUCGCUACGACGAUGACAAGACGACGACGACCGACUACAGCAGCUAUUAUUACAGUGACUACACAAGUUCAAGCAGCGCCAGCUCAGACGACAGGAGGACGAGAACCACCCGUUACACCCACUCGCGUCGCUAG
Lasiodiplodia theobromae is the source of this 1059-nucleotide messenger RNA. Its product is annotated as Carcinoembryonic antigen-related cell adhesion molecule 1. The transcript is spliced from 3 exons. The coding region runs from base 1 to 1059 and encodes 352 amino acids. NCBI's taxonomy places the organism in Eukaryota, Fungi, Ascomycota, Dothideomycetes, Botryosphaeriales, Botryosphaeriaceae. The record is from RefSeq and is a predicted model, not a curated record.